Molecule: messenger RNA, 384 nt
Organism: Puma concolor (puma)
Lineage: Eukaryota; Metazoa; Chordata; Mammalia; Carnivora; Felidae
Source: RefSeq, a predicted model, not a curated record
AUGAGCCUGCUGUUGCUUCUACUGAGUUUUAUCGUGUUCGCUUUACUGCUUGUCGUCUGGAAGAGCCGCUUUCAGAGCAGCGUUGGUGAAAUGUCAUCCAAUUCGACCUCUCUUGCACUAGUAAGAGCAACCUCUUCUACUGGGUCAACUAAGAGCAAUACUGAUAAGAAUCUUUCAGUCGACAGCAUCUCUCGUGGUAUCUUAAUUAAUUCCCCACACACGAUAGCCAUGCAGAAGCGAAUAUUGAUAAACCUCAGGAUCGUGGAAUACAAGCUGGCUGAAUUGGAACAUAUCCUAAUUAUCAAGGGUUUAAAUGGUACAUUAGCUAACUGUAAAUCCACUGACAGGCUUAGAGAAUGUAAUGAGAGUGAAGGCAAUCAUUAA